Aethalodelphis obliquidens (Pacific white-sided dolphin) is the source of this 3137-nucleotide messenger RNA. RefSeq names its product TIR domain containing adaptor molecule 2 (gene TICAM2). The coding region runs from base 2056 to 2763 and encodes 235 amino acids. Gene Ontology annotation, molecular function: signaling adaptor activity. The record is from RefSeq and is a predicted model, not a curated record. Gene Ontology annotation, cellular component: endosome. Gene Ontology annotation, biological process: positive regulation of canonical NF-kappaB signal transduction; TRIF-dependent toll-like receptor signaling pathway; positive regulation of type I interferon production. The transcript has 2 exons. Lineage: Eukaryota; Metazoa; Chordata; Mammalia; Artiodactyla; Delphinidae.
AUGUGGGAUCUUCCCGGGAUCAGGGCUUGAACCCGUGCCCCCUGCAUUGGCAGGCGGAUUCUUAACCACUGCGCCACCAGGGAAGUCCGGAGCUGGAGCUUUUGCCACAACCAUGAAACCUCCCGCCAGAUCAGCAAGCUGCCAGCUCUGAAUCACACCAACUCUGCUAGAGCCUUAACCAGCAAAGUCACUGCCUCAUGCUCUGCCUCCCUUCAUAUUUAACUCACACUAGUAAGUACAUCUGAUUGGCAGAACUUAAAUUACAUCCAGAACCCUAGCUACAAGGAAGUCUAGGAAAUAGAGCUUUUAGUACUUGUGGUACAGGAAGUACAGGGAGGUUCACUAAAAGGAAGUUGGAAUAAGUUUUGCGUGAGCAAAUCUGCAGGAUCUGUUACAGAACGCCCCUUUGGCUACUUAAUAUCCAUACCUUCCCUUCUUUCCACACCUAAACCUCCAGCAAGAAAUGUGCUCUCUUACAAUAUAAUGCAGCCAUCCCUGAUUUUAAAAAAAGCAAAGUGCACUCACCUUCUCCCAAGAAGCUAAAACCCAAAGUUCUGUAGGUCGCCACAUCAUCUGCAGUAUUCAUCACAGACAUUACCCCGGGACCUAGCACCCUCAGGAGUUAGGUGGCCUCUCUCCUCUCCCAGGGAAAGGGGGAGUAGGAGAGAGAGCUGCCCAGUGACCAAGAGGAGAACAGCUCAGCUCUAAGAAGCUGCCAUCCAUACUUUUCAUCCUUUCUCUCUACUAGCCAGUUCCCUCCGUUUCCAAGCAUUCCGAGUUUCUCCUCUCUUCAUGGAAUCCUCUCCCCACCCUAUGUUCGUUUGUAGCUGUUGGCUUCUUUUCUUCUUAGCUAAGCUUUCCCCUCCCCCGCCCCCUCAUCCUCUAGACUCUUGAGCAUACUGGUGACUCCCACCAUCCCCUGUAACUGCUCCGGUGAACCUCAAGGGGCUCAAUGCCUUGGACGCCGACCGCUGCUCGAGGUACUCUCCUGCCUUGGCUUCCGGAUUCUGUGCCUGAUUUUCCUGCUGCUCGGGUGCCACUCCUCCCUCUCCUUUAUGGGUCCCCCUCCUCCAGGUGCCCCUCAGGCAUUGAUUCUGUCUUCAGCUCUCUUCCUUCUCUUUUCUUUCUACUUGUUUCAGUUACUCACAGAUUUGAGCUAGUGUCAAGGUUUUAUCUCCCAUCAAGAUGCUCUCCUCAGCCUCGGACCUACAUGUGUAAGUACCUAUUGGACAGCUCCUCUUCCAGGUCACAGGCACCCUAAGCUCCCUGUGUCCCAAACUGGAUUAACUGGUCAGCUACAUCCAACCCCCACACCCUGCUUGUCUCAGCAAACGACUCAGCGAACGUAACAAGGCAUAGACUUGGGAAGUGUACUUGAUCCUUCUUUCUCUGUCCCAACCCCUGGCACCUCCUACAUAUCUUCAUCUCCACCAUACCUUCCUUAGUUCAGGGCUCUGCUUUCUCAUCUAGGUUACUGUGACAGCCUCUCAACUAAUUGUUCUCCCCAUCCAGGGCCUUACAGUCCUUAAGCCUAGUCUCCUUACUCUUGUCUAAAACAAGUCAGAUCGUGUCACUCCCCUGCUUCAUACCCACCAGGGGCUCUCUGUCUGCCAACACGAUCAGGUUCAAAGUCCUGAACCAAGUAAACUAGGUUCCUUACUCACUCUAAUCCUUUUUAUCUCUCCAUCCUUAUCUCUCACCACUAUCCUCUCCCCUCACACCCCUGCAUAUUUGGACUUCAGCCAUCUAAACACCUGGUGCAAAAUGAUCCUAAUACACUGUGCCCUCUGGUGCUUCAGUGGUUUUUUAUUGCAAAUGCCGCUCCCACUGCCUGGAAACCGUCCGCCUCUCGGCCUUACUGAUGCAGUGCUCCCCACUGCGUGUCCAUCCUGAGUGCUCUGGUAGCACCUGUUAUUUGAAUGAAGCAGCAGUGCAAUGAGUCCUAAUCAUCUGCUUAUCCUGGGUCCACAUCCCUAAAACCCAGCACGUCUUGGUGCAGAAAUGAAAUGAAAUGCUGAGAAAUAAAGCUUUCCUAUUCUGAUUUGGAUCUUUAUAAUGGGUAUCGGAAAGUCUAAAACGGAUCCCUGCCCUCUUUCUCUCACUUGGGGUAAAAGCCACAGUGUGGACACGAGUCAAAGACAGCACAAGUCAGAUUCCAAGAAAUCUGAAGAAACGUCCCUGAGUGACGCUGCUGCUCAUAGCAAUACAGCAGAGAUGCCAACAGGGGAGCAGGAGGGAGCCAAGGGAGUGGAGGAGAUGCCAGAAGAGGAAGCAGAAGAAGAGGUGUUCCUCAAAUUUGUGAUACUGCAUGCUGAAGAAGACACAGACGAAGCCCUCCGAGUCCAGAAUCUUCUGGAAAAUGACUUCGGCAUCAAACCUGGAAUAAUCUUUGCUGAGAUGCCAUGUGGCAGGCAGCAUUUACAGAAUUUGGAUGAUGCUGUCAAUGGGUCUGCCUGGACAAUCUUAUUAUUGACCAAAAACUUUUUAAGAGAUACCUGGUGUAAGUUCCAAUUCUAUACGUCCCUCAUGAACUCUGUUAACAGGCAGCACAAGUACAACUCCGUCAUCCCCAUGCGGCCGCUGAACAACCCCCUGCCCCGAGAAAGGACUCCCUUUGCUCUGCGAACCAUCAACGCCCUGGAGGAAGAAAGUCGUGGCUUUCCUACACAAGUGGAAAGGAUUUUUCAGGAUUCUGUAUAUAGGAUACAGCGGGCUAUAUGGAAAGAGACCAGAAAUACGGUACAAAGGCAAUUUAUUGCUUGAGACGGAACACACAACACACAACAGGCUCUUGUUUUGUAAAACAAAUGAUUUAUCUCCACUUGAGAAAGCAAAUUUCUAGGAAGAGUUUAGAUGAAAGAGAACCUUACUCUUACAGAAACUUAUGGAGCCCAAGAAAGAUAAAUUUCUGCAGGACAGUCUAUAGAAUUGUGGUACUUUUCAAUGUUUCCAUAAACUUGAAAUUGUCAGAGUUUCAAGAACUGUUUCCAAAAAAAAAAAAAAGAACUGUUUCCUCUCAGUUUUCCUAGUUCAUGAUUACAACAAAGGAUAUUUUAAAUUCAUAUUCCUCGUAUUGAACUUGAUCAAAACCUUAUAUGAUAGACAUUUAAAAAAUACAAUAACACUGAUUUUGUUCU